AGCAGGGGUCUCUGCAGUCUAAAGCGAGGAAACGUACUAGCAGAGCUGUGUCCUCUGUUACCUGGAAGUUGUUCUUUGCAAGCAGAAGUCAUUUUAGGUACAUGUGCGUUUGAGCAGGGCUGAUUUACAGUUCAAGUUACAUGUUUCGAAUUAUUUAAGUUUCUAGAUAGAUACAUAUUAUUCGUAAAACCAUCGUUUACACCAGCGGCCGCAGUCAUGAAAUUUGCAUACAAAUUUUCAAAUCUGCUUGGGACAGUAUAUCGUCAUGGCAACCUUAAUUUUUCUCAUGAUGGAAAUUCAGUGAUUAGUCCAGUUGGAAACAGAAUUUCGAUCUUUGACCUCAAAAACAACAAGUCUGAGACAUUGCCGGUGGCUACAACCAAGAAUAUCACUUGUGUCGGGCUCUCCCCUGAUGAAAACCUGGCCAUCCUGGUCGAUGAAGAUGGAGCGGCUGUCCUCGUGAGCCUGAUUACCAGGGCUGUUCUCCAUCACUUCCAUUUCCACAAACCUGUGCAGUGUGUCCGCUUCUCUCCUGAUGGCAGGAAAUUUGUCGUUACCAAAGAUAAUGUGGCUCUUAUGUACCAUGCCCCUGGAAAGAGGAGAGAGUUCAAUGCUUUUGUGCUUGACAAGAGCUAUUAUGGACCAUACGAUGAGACUACUUGCAUAGACUGGACUGAUGAUUCAAAAUGUUUUGUUGUUGGAAGCAAAGACAUGACCACAUGGGUGUUUGGAGCUGAGCGGUGGGCAAACCUGGUGUAUUACUCACUUGGAGGGCACAAGGAUGUAAUAGUUGGGUGCUUCUUUGAAGAGGACAGCCUUGAUCUGUACACUGUGAGUCAGGAUGGAGCAUUAAGUGUGUGGCAGUGUGACACGGAGCUUGAGGGACUAAAACCCAGACCCCCGAAGCAAACAUCAACCGUCCACACAGAGGAGGAUGCUGAGGUUGUGAAAUGCGAUGAGAAUAGGGUGCCCAGAGGAGAGGAGAUUAGAGGAAAUGCCAACAGCCAGGAGCAGGAGGGCAGUGGAAAGGUCAAAUAUAGACGACAGGGAAAGUAUUUUUUUAAUAAGGAAGGUGAGUUCAACAACCUAACAUCUGCUGCCUUCCACAAGAAAACACAUAUCCUGGUGACCGGCUUUGCUUCAGGGAUAUUUCAUCUUCACGAGCUGCCAGAGUUCAACCUCAUCCAUACCCUCAGUAUUUCAGACCAGAGGAUCGCAUCAAUCUCCAUCAACAGUAUGGGUGACUGGAUUGCUUUUGGUUGUGCAGGUCUAGGUCAGCUGCUCGUUUGGGAGUGGCAGAGCGAGUCUUUUGUUCUUAAACAGCAAGGCCAUUUCAACAACAUGGUGGCUCUGGCAUAUUCACCUGAUGGGCAGUACAUUGCCACAGGAGGGGACGAUGGCAAAGUCAAAGUGUGGAACACAAACAGUGGCUUCUGUUUUGUCACUUUUACAGACCACACCAGCAGCGUCACUGCAGUCACCUUUAACUCGACAGGUUUUGUGAUUGUGAGCGCAUCACUAGAUGGCACAGUCAGGGCUUUCGAUCUUCACAGGUACCGGAACUUCCGCACAUUCACUUCCCCAAGGCCCACCCAGUUCUCCUGUCUGGCUAUUGACGCGAGUGGUGAGAUAGUGAGCGCUGGCUCCCAGGGCUCAUUCGAAGUUUAUAUCUGGUCCAUGCAGACUGGUCGACUGCUGGAAGUUCUAGCUGGGCAUGAAGGCCCAAUCAGCAACUUGAGUUUCAACCCUGUGCAAGGCAUUUUGGCCAGUGCCUCUUGGGACAAGACUGUAAAGAUUUGGGAUAUGUAUGAUAGCUGGAAAACUAAAGAAACACUCAUGUUAACCUCUGACGCUUUGGCAGUGACAUACCGUGCUGAUGGGAAGGAGCUCGCUGUGGCCACACUUGAUGGAGAGAUCUCGUUCUGGGACCCCCAGAAUGCAGUGCAAACAGGCUCCAUAGUCGGAAGGCAUGACCUGCAAAUGGGCAGGAAGGAAGUAGACAAAAUCACUGCUAAGCAGGCAGCCAAGGGAAAGUCCUUCACAUCUUUGUGUUAUUCAGCUGAUGGACAGUCUAUCCUGGCAGGUGGUCAGUCAAAGUUUGUCUGUAUUUACAAUGUUAGAGAACAGAUUCUCAUGAAGAAAUUUGAAAUUUCCUGCAAUCAUUCUUUGGAUGCAAUGGAGGAGUACCUGGACCGGAGAAAGAUGACAGAGUUUGGAAGUUUGGCUCUCAUUGAUGAAGGUGCAGGUGAUGGGGAUGCAGUAACUCUUAGUCUUCCAGGGGUGAGGAAAGGUGACAUGAGUUCUCGUCAUUUCAAGCCAGAAAUUCGUGUUACUUGCCUUCGAUUCUCCCCCACUGGCCGGAGCUGGGCUGCCACAUCCACAGAAGGCCUGCUAAUUCACUCCCUGGAUAGCAGGUUGGUGUUCGACCCCUUCAACCUGGACCUCAAUGUCACCCCCAGUAGUGUGCGCAGGCAGAUGCGGCAGCAUGAGCACACAGACGCCAUCGUGCAGGCAUUCCGCCUUAAUGAGAAGAAGCUCAUUCAGGAGGUGCUGGAGAAUGUGCCGUAUGCUGAAAUUGAAGUUGUGUGCACCUUGCUGCCUGACCUUUAUGUGGAGAAGCUGCUGAACUUCAUCGCCACAACCCUGGAGUCGUCCCGCCACCUGCAGUUCUACCUUACAUGGACUCUGAGGCUCCUCAAGCUGCAUGGACAAAAACUGAAAGCAAGGUCAAGCACAAUAUUACCCAUGAUCCAGUCCCUCCAAAAGAGCAUUCAGCGGCAUUUGGAAGAUAUUUCUAAACUCUGUGACUGGAAUCGCUACAAUAUCAGGUACGCUCUAGCAAUGUCUAAGCAGAGAGGCACGAAGAGGUCAGCUGAAAAACCUGUCAGUGAGGAUGAGGAAUCAGAUGAAGCAGCCAACGAACAAUCUACAGAAGAGAUUGGCAUGCAGAUAUAAGGACAUUCAUCCUUCAUCGCUUGCAGUCUGUUUUUACCAGUCCUUUUGAUUACAAUAAAUGCCUGAUAGUGCCUUUGUGGAGGCUGCUGCUUUUUAAGUUAGGAAGUACUUUCCCAAAGGAAACUGUGAUGCAACAUAUCAUUUCUAACAAGGUCUGUCUUUACACCUGCUUGGCAUUAAGCCACAGUGGCUUUAAAUGAAGACACAACACCCAUAACCAGAGCACCUGAUUUGUAAAGCUAGAGGAGACUCCUAGGCAAUUUCAGUGUGUUCAUUUUCUUCCUUUGUAUGUACUGUACUUCAGAUUCUGUAUUAAGGAAGACAUCAAUUUCAUACAAACAUGAAAACAGGUUUUUACUAUAAAAUUGUGCUUUAUUUUACUUGUCUGGCUAUUUAGACAUGUUUCCUAUUUUAGGCGUUAGCAGGGGAGCUUAAGCAAACCAUAACACUGAAGGCUUCAACCUGCAGUUUUCUUUGGUUUAUGCUCUCAUUAUACAGUUCUAUUGAUCAAAACUGUACAAGUUAAUUUCUUGAUUGUUUUUCUAUUUUUGUAUUCAUAUCAAAUUCCAUAUUAAUAAUGCUUUUUUAUGAAAUUUGUAUGCAAUGCAAAUGUGUGUGUUCUAUUGUUCCUGUGAUUUUUAUUAUGGAUCAGAACUCAAAAUGGCACUCAAUAUUUUUCCAUAAUUAUCCCUAAUGACUAGGGCUGCAUUUUUUUUUCACUGUAAAACUUGCUUAUUUCACUGUCAAAAAAAAAUAGGUAUUUCAAUAUAUUUCACGAUUAAAAAAUGUUUUAACAAAUGUUCCUACAUUUUGAAAUGCUUACCUGAAAAACUGUAAAUGCUAAAUUGUAGAAUAUUUUGUCUGCCCAUAAAGAUCUUUUAUUUAGCAUUAGUGAAUUAUCAAACAAAAUAAAAACAUAAAUAAAUGUAAAAAUAAACAAA
Messenger RNA from Acipenser ruthenus (sterlet), 3896 nucleotides. RefSeq names its product PWP2 small subunit processome component (gene pwp2h). Gene Ontology annotation, cellular component: small-subunit processome; Pwp2p-containing subcomplex of 90S preribosome. The coding region runs from base 217 to 2955 and encodes 912 amino acids. The record is from RefSeq and is a predicted model, not a curated record. Lineage: Eukaryota; Metazoa; Chordata; Actinopteri; Acipenseriformes; Acipenseridae. Gene Ontology annotation, biological process: maturation of SSU-rRNA from tricistronic rRNA transcript (SSU-rRNA, 5.8S rRNA, LSU-rRNA); ribosomal small subunit assembly. Gene Ontology annotation, molecular function: protein binding. The transcript is spliced from 21 exons.